This is a messenger RNA of Alternaria postmessia, 1416 nucleotides long. RefSeq lists its product as uncharacterized. The record is from RefSeq and is a predicted model, not a curated record. The transcript is spliced from 2 exons. NCBI's taxonomy places the organism in Eukaryota, Fungi, Ascomycota, Dothideomycetes, Pleosporales, Pleosporaceae. Bases 1 to 1416 code for a protein of 471 amino acids.
AUGUAUAAUUGGUACAGGCAAGCAAAGGUCUGCUAUGUUGCCCUGGAAGAUCUCCCUGCCCAUGUGGGACUGGAGGAUCAAAUUGCCAAAUGCCGUUGGUUCACUAGAGGUUGGACAUUACAGGAACUACUUGCUCCAUCGAACGUAGAAUUUUACGAUCAAGAUUGGACGUUCAGGGGGAGAAGGAAGGACCACACCGACACUAUAUCCAAGUUCACCUCAAUUCCUACUAAGGUCUUACUCAAGCCAAAAGCGAUAUACAAGGAGUCUGUUGGUGCACGGAUGUCCUGGGCUUCCAAGCGAGUCACCAAACGUACUGAAGAUAUGGCGUACUGUCUUCUUGGUAUCUUCGAGAUCAAUAUGCCAUUAAUAUAUGGAGAGGGCAAAAGAGCGUUCCUACGUCUUCAAGAAGAAAUUAUCAAGCGCAGUAACGAUCUCACUAUACUAGGAUGGGACAAUGUUGUUAUGCCGCGCACCAAAAAGUGGGACAGUCUUGUUGAAGUCUUUGCUACUUCUCCAGCUGCCUUCGCACGCAGUGCUGAUCUCCAAAAGACCUCUUCAGGGUUAGGACCUGAGUUCUCCAUCACAAAUCGAGGUCUUCUGCUCACUGGGGACUUCAAAUUAUUCUAUCGAUCAUCGCGCCAGGAGCCGGAAAUGUCGACUUACGUCCUUCAAAUUGCGACUACGGACGACUCCGCGACUCGUGAGAUUGGCCUUCGAAAGCUAGCACCGCGUCUGUAUGGUCGUUUACGAAGGCUCCCUCGGUUGGAGGAUCACAAUGCGUCCUCUAGCUCUGACGAUAGUGACUACAUAACCGAGACACGAACAUAUGAAGAUACGAUCUAUAUAAGAACUGACUUCCAUCAUACCGAUGAUUUCACUCACCUUGCUGCUUCCCGGAAGAAUGCUUUGCAUAUUCCCAAGCAAAAAUAUCUCGAGAUCCUUCGAGUAACUCCGCAAUGGUUGUGGGAUCACUCGGACGCCGUGUUCCUACAGACGAGACUAGACGCUCUCGGUCAUCCAUACUACUCCUCCGUAGUAGCUGUUCAGUUCGAGCUCCGGCUUGGAAGUCGCAGUAACAAUAUAUUUGUGGUCUACAAAAGCGGGGUCGCGCAACCAGUUCUCCAUGUUUUCAGCUCUCUCCUGAUGGUGGAAUAUACGCUAAUCAGGAUGAAACUUUUUCCAAAUGCUUUGGGUAGCGUCGGCAAUAUAGACCCUAAGAAGGACAUGUCGUGGGAGGAUAUGAAAAGAGAAAUACCGUGGGUCUUGGAGAAGGGCGACACGACCGAAGUAUCUGAUGAGGAAUUCAGAUACAACAUCAAGUUCUUUUUGAAGUCUGACCAUCUCGGCCCCCACAAGAUUCGAGUCAUAAGCCUCAAGGCGUCUAUCACUAAGGGUGAACCUCUUGGUUUAUAG